Triticum dicoccoides is the source of this 1671-nucleotide messenger RNA. Its product is annotated as asparagine--tRNA ligase, cytoplasmic 1-like. Gene Ontology annotation, biological process: asparaginyl-tRNA aminoacylation. Gene Ontology annotation, cellular component: mitochondrion. The record is from RefSeq and is a predicted model, not a curated record. Gene Ontology annotation, molecular function: ATP binding; asparagine-tRNA ligase activity; nucleic acid binding. NCBI's taxonomy places the organism in Eukaryota, Viridiplantae, Streptophyta, Magnoliopsida, Poales, Poaceae. Bases 1 to 1671 code for a protein of 556 amino acids. The transcript is spliced from 6 exons.
AUGGCUGCCGGCGCGCCGCUGGAGCCGGAGCUCGAGCCCCCUACGACGCGCAUCCGCAUCUGUGCCAUCCUAGAAGCCGGUGACGCGUUCGCCGGCCAACGCGUGGUCGUCGGUGGCUGGGUCAGGGCCGGGCGCGAGCAGGGCGGCGGCAGAUUUGCGUUCCUCGAUGUAAACGACGGCUCCUGCCUGGGCAACCUCCGGGUCAAGGUCGACGCUGGCACCACCGCGCCCCGCCCACUCGCGCGGCUCACGGCCACUGGUACGUCCGUGCUCGUCGAGGGAGAGCUCCAGGCGGACCCGAGGGCCAAGCACGGCGUCGAGCUGAGCGUGGAGACGCUGAUCGAGGUCGGCGAGGUCGACGCCGCCGCCUACCCGCUGCCCAAGACCAAGCCAGGCCACCCGCUCGACCCCGCCUACCUCAGGGAUUUUCUCCACCUCCGCGCACGCACCAACUUGAUAGGUGCGGUGCUUAGGAUAAGGAGUGAACUCUCCUCAGCGACCGAUGCAUACUUCCGGGACAAUGGCUUCCAGCGUGUGCACACGCCCAUAAUAACCACGAGCGACUGCGAGGGUGCUGGCGAGAUGUUCCAGGUCACCACCUUGUUCAGCCAGGCCGAGAAGCUGGACAAGGAGCUCAAGGAGAACCCUGCUGCAUCUCAAGUUGACAUUGAUGCCGCCAAAAUCGUUGUCAAAGAGAAGGGGGACAUUGUCGCGCAGCUCAAAUCUGCACAAGCCACCAAGGAAAAGAUCGCUGCGGCCGUGUCGGAGCUCAAGAAGGCAAAAGAGAGCGUGUCGAGAAUGGAGGAGAGGUCCAGGCUGACAUAUGGGAUCCCACGCAGUGAAGAUGGGAGCAUUGCCUUUGUGAACGAUUUUUUCAAGUGUCCUUCGUACCUGACGGUGUCUGGGCAGCUUCAACUGGAGACCUUGGCUUGUGGUCUCACCAACGUGUAUACCUUUGGGCCGACAUUCCGGGCCGAAAACUCCCACACGUCGAGGCAUCUGGCCGAGUUCUGGAUGGUGGAGGCAGAAAUGGCAUUUGCAAACUUGCAGGAUGAUAUGAACCGUGCAGAAAGCUACGUGCAAUACCUUUGCAAAUGGCUACUCGAGCAUUGCCGAGCAGAGAUGGAAUUCAUGGUCAAGCAUCAUGAUGAGGCCGCAAUCGAGCGCCUGGAGCUUGCUUCGUCGACGCCUUUGGAACGUAUUUCGUAUACAAAGGCCGUUGAGAUGCUCCAAGAUGCAGAUAAAAUUUUUGAGAACAAAGUUGAGUGGGGAAUUGAUUUAGCAUCCGAGCAUGAGAGGUAUUUGACUGAGGUGGUGUUUAAGAAGCCACUAAUUGUUUUUAACUAUCCAAAAGGAAUAAAGGCCUUUUAUAUGAGGCUCAAUGAUGACCAAAAGACUGUUGCUGCUAUGGAUGUUCUUGUUCCCAAGGUUGGUGAAUUAAUCGGCGGAAGCCAGAGGGAGGAGCGUCUGGAUAUUCUUGAACAAAGGAUACUCGAUGCCGGUCUGGACUUGGAGCAGUAUGCCAAGUACCUGGACCUGCGGUGCUUUGGAUCCGUAAAGCACAGCGGGUUCGGCCUAGGUUUGGAGAGGAUGGUCCUUUUCGCCACCGGUCUUGACAACAUUAGAGAUGUUAUUCCCUUCCCGAGGUACCCUGGGAGGGCCGAUCUCUGA